Messenger RNA from Oryza brachyantha (malo sina), 1612 nucleotides. Its product is annotated as pentatricopeptide repeat-containing protein At1g05600-like. Lineage: Eukaryota; Viridiplantae; Streptophyta; Magnoliopsida; Poales; Poaceae. Gene Ontology annotation, molecular function: protein binding. The coding region runs from base 1 to 1524 and encodes 507 amino acids. The record is from RefSeq and is a predicted model, not a curated record. The transcript has a single exon.
AUGGGCGCGACGCCGGUGCGGUGGCCGCGGGUGCUGACUCCGGCGCACCUCGCCGGCGCCAUCCGCCGGCAGAAGGACCCGCACGAGGCCGUUCGGAUCUACGGCAGCGCGCCACGCCGCUACCCGCCCUCCUCCUACCGCCACAACGACGCCGUCCACUCCUCGCUCCUCGCCGCGGCCUCCGGCUCUGCGCUCCUCCCCUCCCUCCUCCGCCGCAUCCUCCCGUCCUCCCCCUCCGCCGACUCCCUUCUCGCCGCAUCCAUCCCCCACCUCCCUCCCGCUUCCGCCGUAUCCAUCUUCCGCUCCUCCCUCCCGUCCUCCCCCGCCCCGUCUUGGUCGCAGUCCUUCUCCGCCCUCCUCCGCCACCUCCUCUCCGACGGUUCGCUUCUCGAAGCUUCCCGUAUCUUUUCGGACUUCGCCGGGCGCCCGGAAGUCUCUGUAGCAUCCGAGGACCUCACUUCCCUGAUCACGGGGCUGUGCCGGGUGCGGCGACCCGACCUCGCUCUGCAGGUGCUUGAUGAAAUGUCCAACCAGUGCCUCACACCAGAGAAGGACGCCUACCGUGCGGUCUUGCCUGCGCUCUGCGAUGCUGGCAUGCUCGAUGAAGCAACUCACGUUCUCUACUCCAUGCUGUGGCGCGUGUCGCAGAGGGGAUGCGACGCAGAUGUGGUGGUGUACCGGGCGUUGCUGGUGGCACUCUGUGCAGCUGGACGAGGUGAGCAGGCAGAGCUAGUGCUGGAUAAAGUACUCAGGAAGGGGUUGAGAUCUUCAGGUAGUCGGCGAUCUCUCCGUGUUCCUAUGCUUGCUGGCCUUAGCCUCGAGGAUGCACAGGAAGUCAUCAAUAAGACAUUGGUUAUUCGAGGCGGACGUACUGUUGCAAGCUUUGAAGUUAUGUUUAUUGACCUCUAUGACGAGGGAAGAUUGAAUGAGGCAGAGAAUUUGUUUGAGGAGAUGGGCAAGAAGGGGUUCAAGCCAACAUUAUGCAUGUAUGAGGCAAAGAUCGCUUCUUUAUGCAGGGAAGGCAGGUUAGAUGAGGCUGUGAAGGUGCUGGAGGAGGAGUUGCCCAAGAACGAUCUUGUUCCGACGGUCGCAACAUAUCACUCGCUAAUGAGGGGUCUUUGCAACAUGAUGCAAUCAACGAGGGCACUCAGAUACCUUGGAAGGAUGGAUAAACAGCUUGGCUGUGUUGCUCGGAAGGAGACUUUCUCAAUCUUGGUCAAUGGUUUGUGUUCAGAAAGCAAGUUUGUGGAUGCAGCACAGGUUAUGGAGAGGAUGGUCAAGGGUCAUCAUCGGCCAGACAGAAGUGAAUUCAACAAUGUUAUUGAGGGUUUAUGUUCUGUUGGCAGAACAUAUGAUGCACUGUUAUGGCUAGAGGAGAUGAUCGAGCAUGGCGAAACACCUGAUGUCCAUGUUUGGUCUUCUUUGGUUUCAACAGCUUUAGGAGGAGCACUUACAACUGCCGCUAAGCAAGAAGAGAGAUUCAGCCAAAUACAUUCUUUAACCACGCCAAAACCACUGGUUUGAGUAUACGGAGUUUUCCUUUUCUGUAUGUAACUAUGGCCGCGUUCGACUGAAGACCUUAACCUACCAUGGCACGAAAAACAUAGUAUUA